This is a messenger RNA of Sinocyclocheilus rhinocerous, 1524 nucleotides long. RefSeq names its product general transcription factor IIA, 1-like (gene gtf2a1l). The record is from RefSeq and is a predicted model, not a curated record. NCBI's taxonomy places the organism in Eukaryota, Metazoa, Chordata, Actinopteri, Cypriniformes, Cyprinidae. Gene Ontology annotation, biological process: transcription by RNA polymerase II; transcription initiation at RNA polymerase II promoter. The transcript has 9 exons. The coding region runs from base 234 to 1361 and encodes 375 amino acids. Gene Ontology annotation, cellular component: transcription factor TFIIA complex.
UAUGCAAACUAGGUUGUGACGUCGUUUACGCGUUAAAGGGACGCGUCCAGUUUUUCCUCAUUUUAUGUUUUGCAUCAUAUUUUCUUCACCUCAUUGCGUGAUCAUUUGUGAUUUAUGCAUCGACCUUUGGCAGUGCAGCAUCAGCGUCUCGUUUGCUGUGGUUUGUAAUGAGUUUAAAGAAGAUCAGGGCUUCAUAAACUCUUAAUUGACGGCCAGCUGUGUCAGCUGAAGGCAUGAUGCUGUCAAGCGCUAACACGCUGCCGAAGCUGUAUCUGUCCGUCAUCGAGGAUGUGAUCGAGAGCAUCAGAGAGCUGUUUUGUGAUGAAGGAGUGGAGGGACGAGUGCUGGACAACCUCAGACAGCUCUGGGAGUCAAAGGUCAUUCAGUCUAAGGCUGUGGAGGGUUUCAUGAAAGACAACAAUCCGUCCAAUUUUGUUCUGCAGCUUCCAGCGAACUACUCUCAGAGUCUCCAUAAACCCACCGUUGUCAUUCCAGCAGCUCAGAAUGUGCCGAGUUUCUCCUCCAAAGCAAGCAGCUGUGGUUCUGUCGCGACCUUCUCUCUGCCGGCUGGAAUCACGUAUCCAGUGCAGAUCCCCGCAGGCGUCACGCUGCAGACGGCCUCAGGGCAUUUCUAUAAGGUGAAUGUUCCUGUGAUGGUGACGCGAGGAGCUCAGCAUGUGCUGAACCCCGCGGCUGUGGCCCGCAGCAGCGCUCUGACCCAUCUGUCUGAUCCGGGUCCAGCAGCUUCAGUGUGUGAGACGCCUUUGAACCGCCAGAGCGCUGACGGAGCCUCGCUGUCCGCCUCUAACGCUCAGAGCGAGUUCACACUGGACGGCAUUGAGUUCAGCCCGCAGCCCGCCGACAUGAGCACUCCGCCGGCUCAGGCGCUGCGCUCCGAUUACAGCCGGCAGCAGAGAGAGCAGUCCACUGCCCUUCCAGACCUGCAGACUGAAGCUGCUCCUGACAUCAAGCUUGAGACGGAGCUGCAGACCGAGCUCAAAUUCAACCAGCUGCUGGACAUCACACAGCUGGACGGAGUCGCUGACAGCAGCUCAGACACGGAGGAAGAUGAUGAUGAUGACGAUGACCUGGGGCUCGUUGGAGAGAAGGAGUUUCUGGGAAUGAUCAAUGCCACUGAGGAGGAGGAGCUGGAAGAGGAAGAGGAUCCGCUGAACUCUGGAGAUGACGUGAGCGAACAGGACAUCCCAGAGAUCUUUGACACGGAGAACGUCAUUGUGUGCCAGUAUGACAAGAUUCACCGUAGCAAAAACCGCUGGAAGUUUUACUUGAAAGAUGGAGUCAUGAGUUAUGGAGGGAAAGACUAUGUUUUCUCUAAGGCUGUGGGGGAGGCAGAGUGGUGAAGAGGAAAUAUCAAUGACACAAUUACUGCUUUACAAGUAUUUGUUAUCUAAUCUUGCAUACUAAUUAUAAUUUACAUCAUCUUAUGAUUGCAUUUUUUUUUCUUAUGAGAUUGUGACUGUAUUCUGAUACAGAAAAAAAUGUUGGUGCUUUUUGAGUUAAAGA